GCUCAAAUCAUUCACUCAUUAUAUCAACACAGCUGCACAGUGGACACAUGACUUUACUGUGGUAUUUAAGAGCAGUGGAUAUUUUGUAAUGUACUUAGAGUUUAGUCGGUCUGUAUAAAGAGCUGCUUUUUAAAUAAAAACAUAGAAAAAAAGUCGAAGAGCAUGAAAAAUCCUAGUUGUAUGAAUAAGGUCUUUUAAACUUCAUUGAAACAUGUUGCUGGCAUCAAAUAGAAAAUGAGCAGAUAUAUCAGAGAGACGAGUUUGUGUGUUUGUCAGCUGUUUGUGUGGAGUUGUUCUUUAUGUUCACCUCAAAUCAGCCUGAGUGUCAUUUCUCUUUAGUUCUGAUCUCACUGCUGAGCUGCACAACAAACCAAGGUCAGUAACCUUCUUCUGUCACAGUUUAAACCUGAGAAAUGCUCACUGAUAUGACCUGAUUGGGUUCAUGUAUCAGAAAACUGAUAAUUUAAAGUGUAACCACACCAUUAUCUCAGGCUACGUCCACAUUUACAUUGGUAUUUUUGAAAACUGAGAUUUUCCGUUUUAAAAGAAAUCCUGUCCACACGUGCAGUUUUUGGAAAAUAUCUCCGUCCACAUGUAAACGCCAAAAACGCAGUGAAACGUUGUCACGAACAUGCCAAAUCCUAGCCAUGUAAAAUCUUGGCAAUCAGAAGUCUGGAAGCCUUGGAGGGAAAGAGUAAACAGGGUUUUAUGCAAACCUUAAGUACUUCUGAAAAGUUUUUGUGUUUUUCUGAAAAGGGAGUUAAUUUUGGGUCACUUUUCAAGUGCCUUCAACAUUUAAAAUGUUAUUAACCAAAGACAGUAUUUUGGCUGGUGUAGACUCACAACUUAGGAAUGAACAAAAUGCAUAGAGCAUACAGAAAUGUAAAAUUAAAAUUUAUUCAAAACUGACCAUGACGUCAGGAUUUGUGGGAGCAUCUUUGUUGAAUGAAGAAGUUCACUCUGAUGGCUCUGUCUUUCUAAAUGGAGGGACAGUGACUGUGUAUGUAUAUGUAAGCAUGUAAAACUGCAGAUAAUAAGAUUAACAGCGACAGUAUUUUGUCUAUAUCUGCCAUUGUAGAAAUUCAUCUCACUUAAUAAUAAUAAUAAUAAUAAUAAUAAUAAUGUGGCGCACAGAGUGACGUGGAAAAAGGUGCAAACCUUUGACGUUGCAUGACUAAAUCUGUUUUCCUUGUCCACACCUGAACGCAAAACCGGAGUUUUCAAAAAGCUGCAUUUUAAAAAAUACAUGUGUACAUGUGGACAUAGCCUAAGUUUGAACUAAAGUAUAACUGAUUAGAAGUUGAUGUUUUGUGAGUUUUUCAUUGUAACCCUGACAGCUCGUCUGACUGCGAGUCCCAGCAGCUCUCAGAUCUUCGAAGGAGACUUUGUGUCUCUGAGCUGUGAGGAGGACGACAGCUCUGCUGGAUGGACUCUGAGGAGAAACACAAGCAAACAGCAGAGGACUCAGUGUGGAGAUGGGUGGGGGAAAGCAGCUGGAGCAUCAUGUAACAUCAGUUACAUUCAGCCCUGGCACAGUGGAGUUUACUGGUGUGAGUCCAGAGAGGGUCCCAUCAGUAACAUGGUUAACCUGACAGUCACUGGUGGAUCAGUGAUCCUGCAGAGUCCUGUCCUCCCUGUGAUGGAGGGAGAUGACGUCACUCUGCUCUGUAAAACAAAGACCACUCCCUCCAACCUCCCAGCUGCUUUCUAUAAAGAUGGCUCCCUCAUCAGGAAGCAGCCUACAGGUCACAUGACCAUCCAGCAUGUUUCCAGGUCUGAUGAAGGCCUCUACAAGUGUAACAUCAGCGGUCAUGGAGAGUCUCCAUCC
Molecule: messenger RNA, 1828 nt
Organism: Oreochromis niloticus (Nile tilapia)
Lineage: Eukaryota; Metazoa; Chordata; Actinopteri; Cichliformes; Cichlidae
Product: Fc receptor-like B
Exons: 2
Biological process (GO): immune response; cell surface receptor signaling pathway
Cellular component (GO): external side of plasma membrane
Molecular function (GO): transmembrane signaling receptor activity
Source: RefSeq, a predicted model, not a curated record